Molecule: messenger RNA, 1288 nt
Organism: Helianthus annuus (common sunflower)
Lineage: Eukaryota; Viridiplantae; Streptophyta; Magnoliopsida; Asterales; Asteraceae
Product: F-box/kelch-repeat protein At2g44130
Exons: 1
Coding region: 73-1128 (351 amino acids)
Biological process (GO): regulation of phenylpropanoid metabolic process; negative regulation of cytokinin-activated signaling pathway
Molecular function (GO): protein binding
Source: RefSeq, a predicted model, not a curated record
UUCUUCGUGAACCAUUUUCCCCAUUUCCCAAACAUUCAAAAAAAAAAAAACAAAAAAAAAAAAUCACAAAAAAUGGAACCACAACCUGAACUUGAACUCACUGAGUUAAUCCCGGGUCUACCCGAGGAAAUCGCACUCGAGUGCUUGACUCGGUUGCACUACGACACCCACGCCGUCGCCUCCGACGUCUGCCGCCGGUGGCGCCACCUGUUACAAGACCGUUCAUUCUACUACCACCGGAAAAAAUCCGGGUUAACUCGGAGAACGGCUUGUUUUGUUCAAGCACUUCCGGUUGAACCGGAACCGGGCCGGUCCGAAGCUAAACCGGAGAAACAACCGAAAUACGGGCUGUCGGUUUUCGACCCGGCUACAAACAAUUGGGACCAAAUCGACCCGGUUCCGAAGUAUCCAAACGGGUUACCGUUGUUUUGCCAGGUGGCAAGUACGGAGGGUAAGCUGGUGGUGAUGGGUGGGUGGAACCCGGUUAAUUGGGAACCGUUACGUGAUGUGUUUGUGUACGAGUUCACGACUCGGAGGUGGACUCAGCGAGUUGAUAUGCCGUCAACUCGGUCUUUUUUCGCUGCCGGCGCGUGUGAUGGGAAAGUGUAUGUCGCGGGUGGGCAUGAUGAAAGUAAGAACGCGCUUAGAAGCGCGUGGGUGUACAAUAUUGCCUUGGACGAGUGGACUGAGUUGACUCGGAUGAGUGAGGAACGAGAUGAGUGUGAAGGGGUGAUGAUCGGGUCGGAGUUUUGGGUUGUAAGCGGGUACGAUACGGAUAGUCAAGGACGGUUUAAGGAUGAUGCCGAGGUUUUGGAUAUUGUCGCCGGGACGUGGCGCCGCGUGGAGGGGGUGUGGGGGGAGAGUCGGUGUCCGAGGUCUUGUGUCGCGGUUGGGCAAAAUGGUAAUUUUAUUUCAUGGGGUGCGUACGAACCCGAAGUACAAGUUGGGACGUGUGGGGUUGACCUUGGGGACUGCGUUUUGGUUACCGGUUCGGUUUACCAAAGUGCACCGUUAGCGGUUUAUGUGGUGGAAAAAACUAACCAAGGGCAAAAUGGUAAAUCUACAAAGAUCGACAUCCCCAAUGAGUUUUCUGGAUUUGUGCAAUCGGGUUGCUUAGUCGAGAUUUAAGUUUUCUUUUUUUGGGCCUUUUUGUUUUAUGUGUAUAUUGGGGCAUUAGAAUGUGGUAUACAUAUGCACAAUAUUAUGUAAGUUUUGUAACGUUAUAUUGUGUGUUUAUAAAUAUAUGAUACCAUGAAUUUUCUAAUGUUAUAUUGUGUGUUUAUAAAUA